Messenger RNA from Lobosporangium transversale, 2581 nucleotides. RefSeq lists its product as hypothetical. Bases 328 to 2310 code for a protein of 660 amino acids. The transcript has a single exon. Lineage: Eukaryota; Fungi; Mortierellomycota; Mortierellomycetes; Mortierellales; Mortierellaceae. Gene Ontology annotation, molecular function: DNA-binding transcription activator activity, RNA polymerase II-specific; transcription cis-regulatory region binding. The record is from RefSeq and is a predicted model, not a curated record. Gene Ontology annotation, cellular component: RNA polymerase II transcription regulator complex.
UUUAUGUCACGCCCAAGUUCAAAUCGAGGGUGCUUGUCUGUUAUCCUCUCAAUAAAGUCAAGUCUUCAGCAUGCACUUCACAUUCAUUCUCAGUCAUUACUUUCCUUCUCUCAUACUCUCACCUUCUGUUCCUCUUCUUUGACCAUUCAUUUAUUCUCCCUCCAUCAAAUCUCAAUCACUACAUUGCAUGUAGCAACUCUCAUUCCUCUAAGCUCUUUUUGGAUUGGUCUUCACUUGCCUAACCUUUUGUAGCAUUUCAUAUUACAACAACAAUACUGCAGUAAAUACCUUUUCUUGUCCACCGAAAACUCUCUCUUACUUCCUGUUAUGAACAACGCUCACUUUUCUCGGGAUCUUUCCUACUCGGAGGAUGACGACGACCUGGUUUUCCAGGACCGUGACGAUGACAUGGAUAUGGCUUAUAGUCAGUCAAUGGAUCAUCAUAGCAUGGGCCUUCAUUACAAUAACACCAUUGGCACCUCUUCCCCUAAUGCAAACUAUCUGACUCCUUACAAUUAUGCUGAUGGCAACAAUCAUAUACACCACAUUAACAACAACAACAGUAACAGCAUCCAUAGUUCUGGACAAAGCACCUAUGCCAAUCAUAGCACUAAUCUCAAUAAUAAUGUUAGUAUUAACGAUCAUAGUAAUAAUAUUAUCAAUGGCGUUCUCCAUAACAACACCAUUGGCAAUCAUGCUACCACCAUUACAAAUCAGUACGACAGCAAUAAUAACAUUGAUAGUAACAGCAACGAGUACUCCAACAAUAACACAAAUCCUCCAGAAAAGAUCCGUAAGAAACCAGGCCGAAAGCCCGGGCCAACUUGCCCUGCUUUACGCAAGGAGCAAAACAGAGCAGCUCAACGGGCCUUCAGAGAUAGGAAAGAGCGCCAUUUGCAUCAGCUUGAAAACAUGAUCAAGGAUCUUAAGAACCAGCACUUUCUUGUUACGAGCGCCUAUCAGCGCGAGAUACGUCAGCUCAAGGCUGCUAUUGAGUCGCUUCAGAGCGAAAACUAUUACCUUCGCGAAGUUGUCUUUGCCUUCGAGUCAGCAUUAAGCAAAAGUAAUCAUCUUGACAUCCUCAAAGAUGUUAAGCAGGAGUUAUUCCGUCGUCAUUAUGAAAAUCGCGCCGCAAACGCUGCUGCCAAAUCCGCAUUAAACGCAUCCCCAGUUCCAGUCACUCCAGCUACUCCGGGUACCCCCAUUACUCCAGCCACACCAGUGACACCAGCGACUGGACCAACAACCCCCCCUGCAGCUUUGGUUGCUUCUUCUGAUAUCCCGAAAAGUACUGCACCAGCAACGCCUCACUCGCCUGCCGGUACUAUGUCCCCAGGCGUUGCAGCUGCGGCUGUUUCUUCGCCUCACCAUGCUUCAUCCUCGUCUUCAUAUGCUGUCACGGCUCCAGCCCCAAUUACAUCCAUCAGCGAUGUUAAUAAUAAUGACAAUAUGGAUACAAGUGAAGACCAUGGAGCAGGACAGAAUCAAUCGCAGAUCCACACCGCUGAGGAAGGUAUCUUAUCGUUGGACGGAGAUAUUUUAUAUAAAGCUCCGCCACUCUUCAUCUCAGAGAUUUCAGGUGAUGGAAAAGCAGGCGUACCAUCAUCCCUCUAUGUCCCGUUGUCUGUGCCACGACCCACAUAUCGCCCACCUGGUACGACUUUACCCAAGCAUACGGAUUACACAAAGCACCCAACCGUCUUUGAUGAGUUGCAGUCAUCGCUCUUUCCACCUGGAACAUUGGAAUCGUUUCAUAUUAGUAUGGCAACUCCACAGGAGGUCGUCAGUGAUGAUUCGUUGUUUGCAGAUCCAACGCAAACGGGGGAUGGGACUUCUACAUCUCAAUCUAUUGGACACGAUAAAGACGGUAGCGAGUCCCCGUUAGUGAAUGUUAAGGAAUUGGAUGAUGGCAGCGAUGAUGAACAGUUUUUCCACUGGGUUUCUUCAACAUUGGGAAUCAAAAAGGAAGUUGCACGGGAGCAUCGGUUGCGAAAAGAGUUUAGGAUCCUCGCGCAGGCUAAACCACAGGAGAAUCCGAAUAUUGAUCCACAUAUCUAUGAAUUACCACACGAUCCACGCAUUGACUUUAUCCCCUGUGCCAAGCUGCGCGCACAGAUGAUUGUACAUCAGCAUCGAUACGAUCCAGACGAAUUAUUCCAGCUGUUGAUUGAUGGAGCGAUCUGUCAUGGACCGCCACUCCAUAAAGAUAGCUGGCAGUUACCCGAGGCUUUCUUUGAGCGAUUUGGUUUUCUGUUGGGUCUGGAGUUGGAGCGCAUUAGAAACAAGAAAUGGCCUCCCAAGAAGGACUAGUUACAAGGAUAACAACAACAUCAUUCAAGAGGCCUUCCAGCUACAUCUACAUGCAUUCAUAUAAUUGGAUUUGUAUGUUUGUGCGUAUUUCUUCCUUUCAGCAUCUCGUCUACAUUAUUCGCAUAUCUUUCAUUCUUUUGUUUCAUCAAACUUGUAUCAUAAUCUUUUCUUGACAAUCGAGGAAAGAAAGAAAAAAAGACAGAUAAUAUAUAUGUUAUAGUACUAAACCCAUAACCUUCUAGAGCUUUUUCUAUUUGCACUCAUUUUUUCG